Apis dorsata (giant honeybee) is the source of this 2383-nucleotide messenger RNA. Its product is annotated as peroxidase-like. The record is from RefSeq and is a predicted model, not a curated record. Gene Ontology annotation, molecular function: peroxidase activity; heme binding. Bases 145 to 2253 code for a protein of 702 amino acids. Gene Ontology annotation, biological process: response to oxidative stress. The transcript has 14 exons. Lineage: Eukaryota; Metazoa; Arthropoda; Insecta; Hymenoptera; Apidae.
UCGUAUCUCGCACCCGUUCAGUCGUUCUGCCAAUACGUGUUUGGUAUACCAGAGAUCGUGUAUGAAGUGAAGUUUCGUUUACUCUUUUUCAAAUAGGUUUUGUGCGCCGACCCAAGUUAUCGAGGAGUCAACAAUUUUCGAAACAUGAAGAAAGAACGAAACGAAUGGUGGAUUGCAACAAUUUUACUUGCCGCAUUAUUGAUAAUAAAAGAAGUGAAUAUAAUAAAUGGACAGAAUAUAACAUCUGAGGAUAAACUAUCUACGAAAAAAGCAGAGAAGAAACUGUCAGAUUUAGAGGGAUCGGAAACUAGUUAUAAUUUUGCUUAUACGAAUGCGUUCGAAAAUGCGUACAAUACAUUUCCUUAUCAGACGUUUUCUACUUUUCCAACAUUUUCUAUUUUUCCAUAUAACAGAGAAAACUUAACGAAUAAUAUUCACCAAGAGAUUAGAUGCGGGGACUCGUUUCCCCGUAAUUGUGAAAAGGCAAGAUAUCGAACGUACGAUGGCUCGUGUAACAACUUGAACAAUCCCACGUGGGGUAUGGCAAACACGAGAUAUGGACGACUUUUGCCGGCGAAUUACGGAGACGGGAUACAAUCACCUACGAGAUCAAUAACCGGAUCACAAUUACCACUUGCUCGAAUGGUCAGCUACACGUUAUUUCCAAACGUCAACAUAGAUGAUCCUAUAUGGACACUGGUGGCAAUGCAAUGGGGACAAAUUAUUACCCACGAUAUGGGUUUGAUCGAAGGCACCACUCAAUCAAAGCCGCACAAGACAAAAUGUUGCACCGACGACGGCCAAUUGUUCAAAGAUCCAUCGUUGCUUCAUAGAACGUGUUAUCCCAUGCUCAUACCUUUCAACGAUCCUAUCUACAGCAAGACUAACAUAAGAUGUCUCAACUUCGUUCGUAGUACGACUGACCUUGACCACGGUUGUUCAGACCGAUUCAAACCAGCAGAACAGCUGAAUGUGGUAACACAUUUUUUGGAUCUUUCCCUGGUUUAUGGAUCCAGCGAUCAAGUAGCAGCUAAUUUACGAGCAGGUGUCAAUGGACGCUUGAGGGUGGACGUUCGAACCAACAGGGAAUGGCUACCCUCGGCACCAAACGCAUCCGAAUCGUGUGACAUAGUGAAACCUGUCGAAGUUUGCUAUCUAGCAGGCGAUAAUCGAGUCAACCAGAAUACUCAAUUGACCAUUUUACAAAUAAUACUGCUUAGGGAGCAUAAUCGUAUCGCUAAUGCCUUAACUAAAUUAAAUCCUCAUUGGACGGAUGAAACAAUUUUCCAAGAGACCCGAAGAAUUUUAAUCGCUGAACAUCAAUAUAUUUCGUAUUACGAGUGGCUGCCAAUAUUUUUAGGCAGAAGGAGUACGUACGGUAACAAAAUUUUGUAUAAAACGAACAAUUACGUGAACGAUUAUAAUCCAAACGUGAAUCCAAGUACUCUAAACGAGCAUUCGAACGCAGCAUUCAGAUAUUUCCAUUCCCUUAUCGCCGGUUUCCUCGACUUGGUGAACGAGAACCGGUUUUCAGACGGUGCCGUGAGGCUCAGCGAUUAUUUCAACAGGCCAAUAAUUAUCGAGCAAAAUGACAAUAUGGACGAGUUGACAAGAGGCAUGUCUUAUCAACCGCAAAAAGCCAGCGAUCAAUACUUUGAUCCAGAGAUCACUCACUUCUUAUUUAGAAAUGGAAGACCAUUAGGAACAGAUCUUCGUGCGACAGAUAUUCAAAGGAAUCGCGAUCACGGUUUAGCAUCGUACAACAAUUACCGGGAAUAUUGCGGUUUGCCAAGAGCCGAAAGCUUCCAAGAUUUUACAGAUUAUAUUUCUUCCUUGAACGUAGAAAAAUUGGCUCAAUUAUAUGUCAGUCCUGAUGACGUAGAAGUGACUGUCGGAGGAUCGUUAGAGGAACAUGUUCCAGGAACACUCACUGGACCUACGUUCCUGUGUAUUUUUGUGGAACAAUUUUAUCGAACGCGAGUAGGUGAUCGUUAUUGGUUCGAAAGAAGUGAUCAAAAAUUAGCAUUCACUAUAGAACAAUUAAACGAGAUUCGGAAAACUAGCAUAGCUAGAUUAUUUUGUGAUAAUGGUGAUAAUAUCCAACGUAUGCAACAAAGAGGUUUCGAAAAAGUAUCUCAAUUUAAUCCUAUUGUAAGCUGUGACGAUAUUCCUUCGAUAGAUCUUUCAUUAUGGAAAGAUUAUGCUCCGACACUAACGACACAACAUAUAGCAUUCUCGAAUUUUAAGAAAUAAAAAUUAUUAACUGCGAUAAUUAUUAUACAUUUGCCAAAUAUCAAUUUACUAGAUAAUCUCAAUGCUACGUGAAGUAUUAUUAAUUAAUUUAAGAGUUAUAUAAUAUAUAUAUAUGUGUAUAUAUAUAUUU